Musa acuminata subsp. malaccensis (wild Malaysian banana) is the source of this 683-nucleotide messenger RNA. Its product is annotated as transcription factor bHLH162-like. Gene Ontology annotation, molecular function: DNA-binding transcription factor activity, RNA polymerase II-specific; RNA polymerase II transcription regulatory region sequence-specific DNA binding; protein dimerization activity. Gene Ontology annotation, cellular component: RNA polymerase II transcription regulator complex. The record is from RefSeq and is a predicted model, not a curated record. Gene Ontology annotation, biological process: regulation of transcription by RNA polymerase II. NCBI's taxonomy places the organism in Eukaryota, Viridiplantae, Streptophyta, Magnoliopsida, Zingiberales, Musaceae.
AAUGCAAAACCAGCUCCCAGCAGACAUUGAGAGCUCGAGUUCCAUACCCCAACGAGAAACCGUCAUGGAGACGUCCCACGGCUUGACGAGGCCAGACCGGAAGACCAUCGAAAAGAACAGGAGGAUCCACAUGAAAGCUCUCUACUCCAAGCUCCUCUCCCUCCUCCCUACACCCAGCUCACAGCAGGAGGGGGGCGCGGUAACGCUGGCGGACCGGCUGAACGAAGCGAUCAACUACAUAAAAGGGAAGCAGGAGAUGCUCGAAAGGAUGCAAAAGAGGAAGAGGCAACUGACGGGGAGCGCAGGCACCGCGAGUGAAGUGGCUACUGCUUCGAGAUCUCCCAAGAUAGAUGUCCAGGACUUGCGUCCUGGGUUAAGGGUGAUCGCAGUAAUUAGCCCGUGUGAUCAUCAUCUCAUCUUCUGCGAGAUUGUUCGAGUUCUGGGAGCGGAAGGGGUCGAUAUCAUCACGGCCAGCUAUGCUGUCGUCGGCGACAGAGCUUUCCACACCAUCCAGUUCUUGGCACCCAAGAGUGGAACCGGAGAGGCUGACCAGGUGAUGGGGAGAUUGAAGAAGGCUAUCCAUGCUUAGCUAGCUUAACCAACUGUGCUCUUAAAAUUUUAAGAGACAGAAAGGAUAGAAGGGUGGCGGAUUCUAUCUAUAUACUAAAUUAUAUAUGCUGAAA